This is a messenger RNA of Labeo rohita (rohu), 3877 nucleotides long. RefSeq lists its product as uncharacterized. The record is from RefSeq and is a predicted model, not a curated record. The coding region runs from base 330 to 2117 and encodes 595 amino acids. The transcript has 7 exons. Gene Ontology annotation, biological process: telomere capping; regulation of telomere maintenance via telomere lengthening. Lineage: Eukaryota; Metazoa; Chordata; Actinopteri; Cypriniformes; Cyprinidae. Gene Ontology annotation, molecular function: telomeric repeat DNA binding. Gene Ontology annotation, cellular component: shelterin complex.
UAUUUUGAAAUGCUCUUUCAUCUGUGUUUUUUUUUAAAAACAACACCGUCAACAGUUUCUGUUUUCACACAAAGAAUGUUUGCACUGACCUUAUGAGCACUUUGUGCAGUUGAUGUAAUACCGAACAGGAUUUAACUAUUCCGUGAUAUAUCAAGCUUUGAUGUUCAAUAAGUGAACGUAAACUGUUCCGUCAUUACUUCUUAAACGUGCCCGGACAUGCCUAACAAAGUUUGACUUUUAAAUGGAGCUCAUCAUCAUCUCAGCACACUCAAUGUUUGCAUGUGUCACUUCAGAUGCUCUGCGCUGAAAACAGCUGAUGUCUGGACAUCAUGACAGUGUUGGGGACUGAAACUGCUGCUUUGUCUGGAAUGAGUGAAAACCUGUGGUUGGAAAAAGCCUGCGCUCACCUUAUUCCUGCUUUACCAUUAUGGAUUAUUGAAUAUGCAUGGAGUAAACGGAUGAUGGAGGUCUUAGAAGUUCUAGGACCUCCAUUAUGGCUAGAAGGUGACUGGCAUCUUUUGAGUCUUGAAGAGCCGUGCAGAAUCCGUGCGGUGGCGGCAGAGGUUUGGAGGAUUGUGCAGGCCAGAGACAUCAAGCACUUUGAGAGAGUCACUGAGUUUUUGGAUGUUACAUACACACUUAUGCCACGACUAGUGACUCCCAUCAAACACAUGAAGAUUAUGUUUGGUCUGCAGACUCUGGUUAUCAUGUGGAUGUUGUGGAAUGACCAGAGCACGGCUAAAAUCUCUGAAAAGAUUGAAAACUUUUUCCCUAAAAGCCUCCCAGAGUAUCACAAAUGUAGCCGUAGAAACAUGGAUCUGAUGCAGAAAAACCGAGAAGAUUUCAAAUCCUUUGCUCAUGUUCUGGCCAGAGACAGGGAUGUGCGUGAGACUUACAUUCGGGAUUUAAUGGAGGAGCAAUAUGGUGGACGCUAUGCACAGAAACUGGAGGAGAGACUUUCACACUAUUUGGGAGAGCUAGAUAAAGUCCUGCCACAACCUACAUGUAUUGAUCAGGUACUGAAGCAGUCGCAUUCAUAUGGGAAGGGAGAGAAGAUCCUGAAAAAAUUACUUUCAAGGGAUAGCGCAUCUCUAGCCACAGCUCUGAAGAGACUCCUACAUUGCGCUGUAACAACAAAUGUGAGCCUUGAUGAAAGUAUGACACCUUCACUUUCAAAAACUUGUGAGGAACAAAGGGACGCUGAAGUUGUUAAACCAUCCAAUCGUACCCUCCGUGUGUUUUUGACGUCAUCUCAGAACACCAUAAAAGAGGAUCAACUUUCACAAACUAGCACAUUUUUUUCUCAGGAUUUGUGGCAGAACAGAAACACAGAAACCAUUUUACCUCAGGAGAAGACUUGUGAUGAUGGAGCAAUUGUUACGUCUACGCAGUUGUCAAGUUCUGAAGACUUCAGCCAAUCUAUUCUGGUGGAGAAGGACCUGGUUGGAAAACAAGCAAAAACUCAAUCUAAACCAGAACAGAAGGAAAGUGGUUUUACAGAGCAGAUGUGCUCCAGACAUGGAAAAAAAAUGAGGAGCAUUCUUCAGGAAUGUUCUGAAGAGCUUGAUGGAGAAGUCAUACAGGCAGAGUGCACUCCCUCAUCAACCCAGAGCACUCCACCUCUUCUCCCAUACACACCACAACCACAAGCAUCUCCAAACCACCACUCAUUGUCCUCAAACGCAGAUUCAUCCUCUACAAACAUUUCACUGCAGGUCAGUCUUUCACCGUUGUCCUCAAAGCCUCUGGUAGCUCCUUCACUUUCAGUUCUCCAACCGUCCUAUUCAUCAACUCAGUCCACAACCUCAAAACAACCAGGACAGACUGUCUUAACUGAACCAAGCAGAAGUGAUGAACACAAUCUGAAACUAUCCUUAGAGAGUCAAAGCUUCCUAAUGCAGUCCAAGUGGCUUCAACCUCAAGUGUGCCUUAAUAGACUAAGCAAGGAAGAAUGCGCCAAAGCGAUGGAGUCAUGCAGAGCCUGUGACGUUUUAGAAGGACAUCAAGAGCCUGAAGAUGAUCAAUUUAUGUCAUUUGAUGUAAAUGCACUGUAUUCUGAUUCAUACUCUGAAGAUUCAGAAUCUGAUGAUCCUGAUUACAAGCCUAGAAGACACUAAAACAGGACAUCGAAAUGAAAGUGUCAGUGAACGUGGUCUUCAUAAUGUUUUUCAGAUGCAUAGGUACUCAAACCUAUUUUGGCAUUUUACAUUGGAUGUGUGAAUAAACUUACAUUAGGGUUAGGAAAAUAUGCUGCUUUUUUACCUCAUUGGUUUACCUCAUGGAGGUCAAAAUGCUUAAAGCUCUUGAUGCAGGUCAGGCUUUCACCAGUGUCCUCAAAGAAACCAGUUACUCCUUCAACUUCAGUCCACCAGCAGUCCUCCUCAUAAUUUCAGUCCACGUCCUCAAAGCAACUUGGCAUUUUAUGAAUCAACACAGGACAGAUGAACACAAUCUGAAACUGUCCUUAGAGAGUCAAAGCUUCCUCAUGCAGUCCAAGUGGCUUUAACCUCAAAUGUGUCUUAAUAGACUAAUGAAGGAAGAGUGUGCCAGGGCCAUGUGUUCAUACAGAGCCUGUGACCUUUUAGAAGAAGGCUGAAGAAUAAAUGCAUUUUAUUCUGAUUAAUUCUCAGACAAUUCAGAUUACCUUGAUUACAAGCCUAACAGAGACUAAAACAGAGGACACCAAAAAUGUGCCAGCAAACGUGGUCUUCAUCAUGUUUUUUAGAUUUAUAAGUACUCAAACAUCUGUUUUAGUAUUGUAUGUUGGAAGUUUGAAUAUACUUUUUUAUUAGGUUUGGUAAAAUUGCAGCUUUUUACCUUAUUUUACCUCAGCGUUUACCUCACGGUAGUCAAAAUGCUCAGUCUUUCACGAGUGUCUUCAAAGAAACCUGUUCCUUUUUCACCUUCAAUUCACCGAAAGUCCUCCUCAUAAUUUCAGUUCACAGCCUCAAAGUAACUUGGCACUUCAAGAAUCAACACAGGACUGAUUUUAGCUACCAGUUUCCUUCAAAGAACCAAUGAACACAAUCUGAAACUGUUUUUAGAGAGUCAAAGCUUCCUCAUGAAGCCCUAGCGGCUUCAAGCUCAACUGUGCCUUAACAGAUUGAUUAAGGAAGAGUGUGGAUCCAUACAGUGCCUGGGACAGUUUAGAAGAAAGCUGAAAAUUUAAUACACUGUAUUCUGAUUUAUUCUCAGAUGAUUCAGACUCCAUGAUUACAAGCCCAACAAAGACUUAAAACAAAGGACACCAAAAGAAGUACAGUGAACAUGGUCUUCAUUAGUUUUUAGAUGCCUAGGUACUCUGUUUUAGUAUUUUACGUUGGGUGUUUGAAUAUACUUCUUUUAGGUUUGGGAAAAUUGCAGCUUUUCACCUUAUUUUACCUCAUCGCUUACCUCACGGUAGUCAAAAUGCUCAGUCUUUCACCAGUGUCCUCAAAGAAACCAGUUACUUUUUCACCUUCAGUCUACCAACAGCCCUCCUCAUAAUUUCAUUUCACGGCCUCAAAGCAACUUGGCACUUCAAGAAUCAACACAGGACAGAUUUUAGCUACCAUUGUCUUCAAAGAACCAAGGAACACAAUCUGAUGUCCUAAGAGAGUCAAAGCUUCCUCAUGAAGUCCAAGUGGCUUCAAGCUCAACUGUGCCUUAACAGAUUGACCAAGGAAGAGUGUGCUAGAGCCAUGGAUCCAUACAAAGCCUGUGACAAUUUAGAUGCUACCAGUGUCCUCAAAGAAACCAGUUGCUGCUUCACCUUCAGUCCACCAACAGUCCUCCUCAUCACCUAAAUCAGCAGUCUCAAAACAAUUUGUCUUUCCAAGAAUCAAUCCUGGACUAUUUUAGCCACUAUUUUCUUCACCGAACUAAGCUGAACCAAUGA